Molecule: messenger RNA, 1274 nt
Organism: Erigeron canadensis
Lineage: Eukaryota; Viridiplantae; Streptophyta; Magnoliopsida; Asterales; Asteraceae
Product: NAC domain-containing protein 41-like
Exons: 6
Coding region: 108-1133 (341 amino acids)
Biological process (GO): regulation of DNA-templated transcription
Molecular function (GO): DNA binding
Source: RefSeq, a predicted model, not a curated record
ACAUUACACAUUUACACACACUCAAGUGUCAAGUGUGUAUAUAUAUAUAUACACACACAUAUAUUCUUUGUAGAAUAUUACAGUAACAAUUCUUGGGCAAAUUGGCAAUGUGUCCUUCAUCAUGCAUCCCUCUUGCAGAGGAGUAUUGGACAGAUGAGGGGAUCUUUAUGUCAUUGUUGGACUUCAAAAACGGAAAACCUUUGCCCUCGAAUGUAACUUCAGAUGUAAAUCCUUACCUGUAUAGACCCUCUGAUCUACCUGCUGACCUAUGGUACUGCUGCUCUGGGGAAAAAGCUGAUGCAGAGUGUGGAUUCUGGCAGGAAACAGGGGAGGCUUGCGAGAUAUUUUCUAACUCUAGCAUCCGUGGCUUUAGAACCACCCUUCAAUUUUAUGAGGGCCGUGUUCCACAUGGACGAAAGACUGACUGGAUGAUGCAAGAGUACAGAAUAACCGAGAAGUGUAACAAGCAGUCAAAGGACAGUAGAGUACUAUGCAGAGUAUUUUUGGCUGGUGAAACUAAAUCAUCCACCAAGCACUGCAUUGCUAAUAUUGACGUGAAAAUCUCUAUUAAUUUGGGGUCCGAAACAUUUGUGACCAGUGAACUGCCGGCAAAGGCUAUGGAUAAAGACACAGGACCAUCACUCCUGGACAGGAGAACUUCUGAUCCUUUUCUUGAAAAUGACUCUGAAAUGGAUUGUAUUUUAUUGGGAGACUACAUGGAAUUAAAUGAUCUUGUUAAUCCACGAUCACAUUCUUCCAGUUCCGCCAAUUCAAGCUGCUUGACCAUGACAUCAGAUGAAUACUUUGACUCAAUAGCCCUGUUAAAAGAACUCGAAGAGGACAUUAGAAAUCAAGAAACGAAAGAUUCAAGCGUCAGAUAUAAUCUUUCUGCCCCUAUUAAAUCAACAGAAGUGGUCAUACACACCGCCACUUCAGUGUCUCUUAUAAACGACCAAGCUAGCAAAUCUUCUGCUCAAGGUACCUCUAUAGCUGUCAACAAAAGCACUUCCAAUGGUGGUAACAAAAUAAAAGUAUCUUCAAGUAGUUCUAAAUGUAUAUCCAACGAGAGACGGAAGGAAUGUGUUGGUAGAAAAACAAAGCGUAAAAUUAUGAAGUAUUUAUGCUUCUUAUAACUUUGAAUGCUGUGUACAAUUUAGACACUUUGAUGGAUAAGGGUAUUGAAAUUCGAUACUGCAGGAUUUUAGUUUGUUCUAUAAGAUAACAUGUAAAUAAUUAUAAUGUUUAUUUGGAAAGUGACAUCCUUUAAGAUGGAA